AUGGAGAACGUCCUUGCGACCCAGUCCGCCUUCCAGCGGCUCAAGGGCUUCUGUGUCCCACUACUCGGCAACUCUCUUCUCACUCCCAGCUCCACUCCGGUCAUCAACAAGCUACUCUCCCAAUUACACCACGCUCUCCUCCAUCUCCAAUCGGAGCGUCAUGUGUUCGCCCCUGCUACCAUAUCCUACGUCUUCUUCCCCCUCUCGUCCAUCUUGCGUCGCAACGAUGUAUCUACCAUCCCGGAUCAAACUCUCGAAAAGAUCUUGGCCAUCCUAGCCCUGCUGUCCGACGUCUGGUGGUGGGACAUGGAAGUCACCGCAUGGGAGCAGAUCUUCAUGUUGUGCAGCGCCAUCCUCGGAGGCAUCGACCGCAAAGGGAAGGGGAAGGACCGUGACGACGAGACGAAGCUCGCUGCCGCUCGUACUCUCUGGGCAUUGCUCAGAGAGCGCAUCCCCUCCGAAGAUCCUGCACACCAUGGCGAUCGCGCGCGUACCAACUUGGCCGCCUUCAUAGCCCAUGCACAGACAGCCAAGUUUCUGCCGGUCAUGGGACAGACUCUCAACUCUCUAUUGACCACGGCCGAGUCCCAGCACCUGCCCCUUCAGCGUAUGUCAUUGAUCGUUCUCUCCGCCAUCGUCAAGGACUACCUUCCUGACGGGUUCGUACCGUCGAUCCUCCCUGGCACGGUCAGUAGCAUGGCCAAGGUCGCUCUCGGCACGGGUUCAUCGCGAGGAUGGGCAAAUGGCGACAUCGUCGCCGCAGCUCUCCUUGUCAUGGAACAAGUCAUCGUUCGAGCCAUCGGUAAUGACAUCUGCAUCCGCGAGGGCGCAAUACGGAACGUCGACCAUCUCGAGGACCUGGUUGGAGACCUUCGAUCAGCGGACAUCAAUGUAGACGCUCCACCUUCCUCGCCAUAUACGACACUGCGCACCGCGACGUGGCUCCGGGCUACAUCUUCACAACUGCACAUCGCAAUAAACAGUCUAUCUCCCCUCGUCAAGCACCAGACUCCCGCGGCCCUCAUCGGACUCGCCACAUUUUCAGCAGCCGUGCUCUCCGCAACCACCCUCACGCUCCCGCAAUCACAGCCCCUAUUGCUCUCCUUCCUCCUGUCCCUGCGGGGCUCCCCGUUCGAGCGUGUAUCGCGCCAAGCCGACACCGCGCUGCGGCAGCUCCUCACCGCCCCGUCCAGCUCCCGACACCUCACCCUCAAGGUCCUCCUCCAAAUAUCCAGCGACAACCUCGCCGCCCUCCCCCGCCUCCUCCUCUCGCACGCCGACGCAAAGCUCGAGCACGCCGCGGACAUCCUCCACUCCGUCUGCCUCCUCGCGACCGCCCCCGCCGGCUCCCAGCUCCCCGCGGUCCCCGCCAUCUCCGCGGGCGUAGGCAAGCUGCUCGGCCCGCACGGCGGCGUCGAGAAGUGGGGCUGGGGCCUGCUCUCCACCCUCGAGUUCGCGAACCCCCCGCUCGUGGUCGCGCAGGGGCAGCAGGCGCUCGAGGGCGCCGCGCACGCCCCGACGCCCUUCCCGGAGCUCGCGCUCCGCCACGUCAGCUCGCGCUCUGCGCAGGAGGCGCUCGCGCGCACGUUCCGUGCCCUCGGGGCGACCGCGCGCGAGGAGUGCCUGUUCGCGGCGGAGUGGUUCGUCGACGUCGGGCUGGGCAGCCGCGGGCAGCGCGCGGUCGCCGCGCUGUGGUGCGCGUGCCGGCUGCUCGAGGGCGCUGGAGGGGUCGAGCUCGGGGCGCUGGCGAGCAUGGACAUGACCGCGAGCGUUGCUGCCCGCCGGGGGAAGAGGCUGGAGAAGUUCGCGCGGGAGCUGGCGAGGCGCAUCGCGGAGAGCUGGGACGACUGGGACGACGACGAGGCGCCUGACCAGGCCGCGGGGCCGCAGGGGGAGGCGGACCCGGGCGAGGAGAACACCCUCGUCGAGCACGUCCAGGGCCUCGUCACCGUCCGCGGCGUGCCCGGGGCGGAGGGUGUCGCGUCGGCGGCCGCGCGCGCGCACCCGGGCGUGCAGCCCCUGCUGCACCGCGCGCUGUCCCUGCAGCUGCUCGCGGUCGCCGCGGGCAUCCUCGAGGCGCGCUUCCUGCCGCUGCUCCUGCACGUGCUCUACCCGGUGCUGCACGCGGUGGUGUCUGAGACGUCGCUCGUGGCCGCGUCCGGGCUCGCCGCGCUCGAGUUCAUCGCGAGCAGCACGUCGUACGCGACGCCCGCGAACCUCCUCCUGUCGAACUUCGACUACGCGCUGGACGCGGUCUCGCGGCGCCUGACGCGGCGGUGGCUCGACGUCGACGCGACGAGGGUGCUCGCGGUGCUGGUGCGGCUCGUCGGGCGCGACGUCGUGCGGAAGGCGGGGGACGUCGUCGAGGAGUGCUUCGACCGGCUCGACGAGUACCACGGCUACGAGGCGGUCGUGGACGGGCUCGUCGAGGUGCUGGGCGAGGUUGUGAAGGCCGUCGAGGAGGACGAGGAGAACAGGCUGCCCCGCGCAUCGCGCUCGGCCGCUUUCUGCGGUCCUGAGCGGAUCGAGGACGCGCGCCGCGUGGACGACUUCGUCGCAUGGUUCACCCGGCGAGGGGAGGACAACGCCGACGCCGGCGACACGGAGAAUGGUGGCUUCUCGGGCCCGCCCCGCGACAAGUCUUACCCGCGCGAGGAAGAAGAAGGCGCCACCGACGGCAACGCACCCGCGACCGCACCCUCGACAGCACCAGCACAGCCAGGGUCGCGGGCCGAGGACGACCCGUCCGCAGAAGCACCCUCGACGCCCGCCCAAGCCCUGACGACACAAAUUGUCACCCGUUCGGUGUACUUGCUCACACACGGCGCGCCGACCGUGCGCGCGCGGAUCCUCCUCCUCCUCGCGCGCUCCGUGCCCGUCCUCCCGGAGGCCGCGCUCCUCCCCGCCGUGCACGGCGCGUGGCCGUUCGUGCUGAACCGCCUCGCCGACGCCGAGACGUUCGUCGUGAGCGCCGCCGCCGCGUUCGUCGCCGCGCUCGCCGAGCACGUCGGCGACUUCAUGGCGCGCCGGGUCUGGGACGACGUGUGGCCGCGGUUCCGCACGAUGCUGCAGCGCCUGGCCGAGGGGGACAAGGCCAGUGCUCUGGCGAGGCGCGCCCCAGGCGUGGGCGAGGGCGUCGGGACCGCGUCGGCGUACACGCACUCCCACCGGUUGUACAAAGCGAUCGUCGCGACGAUGACGGCGGCCGCGCGCGGCGUGCAGGCACAGGACGCGGCGGUCUGGGAGGUCGUUGUACUCUUUCGGCGGUUUCUGCGGCGCCAGGCACACGAGGAGCUGCAGGCGUGCGCGCGGGGGCUGUACGUCGCGCUCGCGGAGAAUAAUGAAGACGCCGUGUGGCUCGCGCUCUCCGCUACGCUUGGGCGGGUGGGGGGGCCGGUGGCCUUUUUGCGGGAGCCGCAGUGGGACAUCGAGCAGAACGUCAAGAUCAUACUGUCCGAGUAG
Molecule: messenger RNA, 3462 nt
Organism: Dichomitus squalens LYAD-421 SS1
Lineage: Eukaryota; Fungi; Basidiomycota; Agaricomycetes; Polyporales; Polyporaceae
Exons: 2
Coding region: 1-3462 (1153 amino acids)
Biological process (GO): chromatin remodeling
Cellular component (GO): cytoplasm
Source: RefSeq, a predicted model, not a curated record